CCACUUCCGGUUUCCGGCGCGCGUGUUCUCUCUUUCUCCGGCUUCAGCUGCAGGUGUGAACAUGGCGUCUCGCAGAGAACCCAGCAGUACUGUGGCUGCUGCCGCCGCCAUUGAGACCCCGGUGAAACAAGUGCAGAUAGACGGACUGGUGGUUUUGAAGAUCAUUAAGCACUAUCAGGAGGAAGGCCAUGGAAGCGAGGUGGUGCAGGGAGUGCUGCUUGGACUUGUGGUCGACGAUCGGCUUGAAAUCACCAACUGCUUUCCGUUUCCACAACACACAGAAGACGACGCAGAGUUCGAUGAAGUCCAGUAUCAGAUGGAGAUGAUGCGCAGCCUCCGUCACGUCAACAUUGACCACCUCCACGUUGGCUGGUACCAGUCCACCUACUACGGCACCUUCGUCAGCCGUGCCCUCCUAGAUUCCCAGUUCAGCUACCAGCAUGCCAUAGAGGAAUCUGUGGUCCUCAUUUACGAUCCCAUUAAAACGGCUCAGGGCUCAUUGUCGCUUAAGGCUUAUAGGCUGACUCCGAAACUGAUGGAAGUCUGCAAGGAGAAAGACUUCAGUGUGGAAGGAUUGAAAAAAGCCAACAUUGCCUUCGAAAACAUGUUUGAAGAGGUUCCUAUUGUCAUUAAGAACUCUCAUCUCAUCAACGUGCUGAUCUGGGAGUUGGAUAAGAAGGCGCCUGUGGCCGAGAAACAUGAGCUGCUUAGUCUGUCCAGCAGUAAUCAUCUGGAGAAGAGCCUUCAGCUCCUUAUGGACCGGGUGGAUGACAUGAGCCAAGACAUUGUGAAAUUCAACACGCAUUUAAGGAACGCCAGCAAGCAGCAGCAGCAAAAGCACCAGUAUGUUCAAAGACGGCAACAAGAAAACAUUCAGCGGCAAAGUCGCGGGGAGCCGCAAUUGCCCGAGGAAGACGUGACCAAACUGUUCAAACCCCCUCUUCCCCCGCCUCGUAUGGAUUCACUUCUCAUUGCAGGUCAAAUUAACACGUACAUCGAGAACAUAAAGGAGUUCACUUCUCAGAACCUGGGAAAGCUGUUCAUGGCUGAAGCUUUACAAGACCAAGCUAACUGAAAUGUCCAUCCCCUCUUCUGUAGGACAGUGCAAACACCCAACAAACGUUGCCUGGAUAACUUUUAUUACCAACAUUGAUCUUUCAGGAAUAACAAAUAAAGAACUUUUAAUAUUGA
Molecule: messenger RNA, 1191 nt
Organism: Nanorana parkeri
Lineage: Eukaryota; Metazoa; Chordata; Amphibia; Anura; Dicroglossidae
Gene: EIF3H
Product: eukaryotic translation initiation factor 3 subunit H
Exons: 8
Coding region: 62-1075 (337 amino acids)
Cellular component (GO): eukaryotic translation initiation factor 3 complex; eukaryotic 43S preinitiation complex; cytosol
Molecular function (GO): metallopeptidase activity; protein binding; translation initiation factor activity
Source: RefSeq, a predicted model, not a curated record